Molecule: messenger RNA, 417 nt
Organism: Ilex paraguariensis (yerba mate)
Lineage: Eukaryota; Viridiplantae; Streptophyta; Magnoliopsida; Aquifoliales; Aquifoliaceae
Source: the annotation of a GenBank genome assembly
AUGGAGCUUCGGAACGGAGACGCAGAGCCGGAGACUCAUGACUCUGCUGGAGAGAGAAACCUCGAUACAGAGGUAUCGUCUAGUGAGAGAAAGAGAGGGACUGAGGUUGAAGAACCUAGUGAGAGAAACGUAAUUGCUGAAAAUCCUACAGAAACUGCCACGGCAAGCCUUUCAUCGGCUGAAGAGGGAAAGCUGAGAUCCACUGAGAGCCCUCCGGCCGAUGAUUGUUGUCCAAUCUGCUUCUGCAGCUUCGUCUUUCCAUGCCGAGCACCCUGCGGCCACUGGUACUGCGGUAAGACUUCGAAAUUUGAAACUCUAAUCGCAAGCCACUUUUUGGUUCCUAAGAAGAUUUAUGAGAAUGAUUGCAUGAAAUUAACAUUCAGUACUGUUUUAGAAUGGUUGUUAUUUUGCAGCUGA